GCUGCCAACCCGAGUGAUGCCGCGUCCGGCUUGAAGAGGGGCGCCGGGCUGGGUCUCCACAGCCGCGGCGCAGACGGGGUCCGAGAACCGAAGAAAAAGCUCGCCAUCGCCUGAUGCAGAAUUAACAUCAGCACUUGACUGCCAGUAGGAUGAGGUUUUAAACCAUGAUGGCGCUUUUCACAGGACCACUGAAUUUCUACAAACUUGUGUACAUCAGUGUUAUGACUUCUACUUUGUACAACUUACUUGAAACAUCUGUGUCACCAUUCAUCGUGGAUGUGAAAUCACAAGAUUUUGAAUACAUUGUAUCAUGGAAAGGUGGAAAUAAUACAGGGACACCACCACCAUGUUACCAUGUGAAGUAUAAAACAAUACCCAGGUUUAUUUGUCUCAAUGGAACACAGUCAAAGUCAUUAGAGGGAGGCCAGGUACCAGAUGUUUCUUCCAGCAAAUCCAGGUCUCAGCAAAGUGAAGCUCCAGACCAUCACAUUCCAGGACCAGGGAAGCUGCCUCCAUGUCCAACUGCGACAGGACCCAGUGUAUCGUGGGAAACAGGCAUUGGCAGAUUACCCAAAUCAGGCUUAAAGACCGUUGUGGAAUGUUCCAAUAUCAGGCGUUCAUUUUGUAACCUGACAAAAGAGUUCACAGAUCCUUGCAAGCUUUACGUGAUUUUUGUGGAGCAGGUCACAGAAACCGGAGCUGUGUUCUCAUAUAAAGAUUUCAUUCCAUACCUAAACACUUGCCUAGCACCAUCUCACUUUACGAUUUCUGCUUGUCCCAACUGCAUUAAUGUGACAGUGAAACUUUCAUCCUCGUUACUUAAAAUAUACCAGGAACUUGACUAUAAAAUCACUGUGACAAAAGAAGAUUUCAAACAAGAGUACUCUUCUAAAAAUAGCAGACAAGAAAUUUCUCACAGUGUUAUUGAGAAUUUGCAGCCAAAUACAAAUUAUUGUAUUGCCGUUGAUGUGUCUUCAACUGUAGUGAAGCAGUGUGCUCCAUCCCCGCUCAAAUGUAUUGUCACCGGCUCCAAGAAUAAAUCAGCUCUUAACAUCAUGCCAGCCUUCAUUGGCAUAUUUAUACCAUUGGCAGUGGGAGUCACUCUGCUUGUCCUGCAUCGAGCUGGUGUGUUUUGCUUAAAAAUGCCAAAAUGGCCAAAAGCCUUGAAAUUCAUACCUAGAUUGGCUUAUUCCAUCUUUGAAUCAGAUCCUGAAGAAGUGCACACCGUCCAGGUCACCCAGAAAAAUAACAAAAAAGUCUCAGGAGACAAUUCUGAUGACGACAGUGAAAGUGACAUUGAAAAUGAGAAUUUCUAUUCUAAGCGUAACUUCUUGGGCAAGAUUUCAGAACCCUGCUCCGAGGUGGACAUUGUAGAGCAGCUGUCUAUAGACUGCUCAUCUACUACAACUGAAAUAGCUGAACCUCUGUGUGAUAUGGCAGAAAACCUUCAGAAUGAUAUUAACAAAGAAGAAAGUCCAACAAGCCAAGUAUUUCCCCCUUCUUCUGAAGUGAACACUAGUAGUGAGCCUGAGACAGAGGAGCACAGCAGCUGCUUAAAUGUAAACUUAAAUACUGUGAUGCUAGGAAUGGCUGACGAAAUGUGGGAUGUUUCUGCAACACCAGUUGCAGAAACAGAAGAGGAGGCAACAGACUUGAAAGAUUCAGGUGUUUCUUAUGAAUAUGAGUCAGACCAUUUCACUGAUAUACCAUAUAUAAAGAGCUUUGGUGUUGAUAACCUCUCAUGUGCAUGGCAAAAUUCUAGCGGGUCUGGAGGAACUGAGACAUCUGAUUCAGAACCAGACUGUGUGGGUGACUACAUGAGCAGAUGAAUCAAUGAAAAGACAAGUUACCACUUUACAAUAUGCAACUUAUUCCCUUCUUAAAGAACUGAGUGGCGUAUGUUCUCUAACAUUUUCAGUUUUAUUCAGUUAUGCAUAAAAGUGCAGCACUGUUCUGAAUCCCCAUAGCAAGAACAUAUGACCAGCUGUUUGAUUUUUUGGGGGGUGAGUCACAGACCAAUCUACUUCAAGUAUAACUAAACACCAUCAACCAUUCCUGAAAGUCUAGUAAUGUGUCUAGAAAAAUAAUUCCAGCUUUCCGUGUAGUUGAAUGCUUGCAGGCCACAAUAACUUCAGAUCCUGUCCUGUUGCUGAGUGUAGUUUUGAAACCUAUCUUGAGUCUGGAUGUCUCAAUUAUGUAUAGUUGAUCAUCCAUACAACUAGAGCAUCAGAAGCACUUUACUGGUAGUGAAUUUCUUCAGAAUGGAUGUCUGUUUUCUGCGAGUUACAGCCAAAAAUCUUCCAAACCCUAAUGGUGCUAUCCUUUUGUUUAUACCUUAUACUUGUAUAUUUGUAAGGGUGGAGAGUUCAGUGCCAUUGCUUCUACUAUGAGCUUUGCUACCUGAGGCUUUUAACCCUCCACUUUACUGAGGCUUCUGCUUCUGGAUUCUUUGUUAAGAUCAGCUCCUUUUACACAUGUGUUUUUUCAAGGGGUUCUUUUUCUGCCUUUCUAUAUGUUCCAUUACACAAGCAUUAGGUGGUGCUAUGGUAUAACAGAACUGCACAAAUACACCAGGGUUUCAUGCCACCAUUCAAAAAAAUACCAGACUUUCCUCGUUAGAAGAAACACGCACGCUAUAAUGGUUGCAAAGGCUAUAAUGGGAGAGAAUCUGGAGGAGGAGGAUGGCGUGUAAAGCACCCACAAAUUACCAUGAGUGAGGAAUCAUGAGUGCACAAUAAAUGCCUUGUGUAGAAAGGCUUUAUGUGGGAAAGUACAGUUUGGUACUUCUACCUAUCAUCUUAGAGUGAUUUUUUUUUAUCAGUUUCUCAUUCCCGUGAAUAGAAUUGUAACAAUGACCUGGAUUGGGAGUUGCCAUUUCAAGUAGUUCCUUGAAUUGCAAACUUUUUUAUACCACUCAUUUUAAAAUACUUACCCAAACAUUCAUGUAAACAAAACGACCUGGGGCUUGUCUAUACAGCUUGUUUAGCCCAACCUAAAUGUGCAUAUUCGCAUUUCAGGACACAUGACACGACCGUCCAUUCUCCAUAGCGCCGGGUUUUUAAUGCAAUAAUGCACAUCUUCGCAUUCAUGAUUUACCGCAACUUUUAGAUCAUGUCUGAGUUUGCACCGUGUUAUGGUUAUGUGUCUUCGGGGGAGUUAAAUCGCAUUUUGACAUGUGGGUGGAGCUUUGAGGGCAGCACAACGUGAUUGGCCAAUUUCUCGAAUUCCCACCUAUCGGCUGCCUCGUUCGUCCGCCGUUUUUAGUUUGAAUUCUCUGAUUCUGCUGCCUCGUUCCCCCACAUACACACUCCUGGUUUGUCUGUAUAUGAACCUGCAGAGCUCCACAUAUAAAAUUUAUAGCUUUCAUCGUCUCUCCUCCAUAGCAUCGUACCAUCAUAUAUGCAUAUGUGCACAUUUAUAACUGCACUAUUAAAAAAAUUCAGGAAAUAAAUGGCUGUUGCUGCUGCAAUGUGACACUUUUUAGCUAGAUUUGAAUCAACGAAAAUUCAGGUUUAUAUUUAAUGAUGAGCAAUCCCGUUGUAUAGAUGGGGGCUAGGGUAUUAAAUUCUCUGAGUUGUGCAAGGCCAUCUUAUUCAACACAGAAAUAAAGUUUGAUGAUAAAUGUGCAGGAUACUUGCUGUACCAUGUUGGUAUACUGUCUCAAAACCAUAUUGAACUUAAUGUAUGUAAGUUGAGUUGGUUGUCAUGUCCUGUUAAACUACAUGUUACAUGCAAACAUGUAUUGCUGAGCCCUGACACAGUUGUUUUGUUUAUUAUGAAAAGCCAUUUCAGAAUAGGAAAAUUUAUAACAGAGGAAUGCUAAACCCUUUCUUCAUCCCCUAUUUGUUCACUCCAACUUGUUUAGACUUUCUGUAUCAACCUUAAUUCUACAAACCUUUGUAACAGUUAUGGUUUGCAGAGCUUUUCUAACUGCCAAGUAAGUUUCCUCAAGGCCCUGCAUGUUGUUUCUGUAGCUACAUACACACAUUACUAGAUUUUUCUGCUUCCCAUUCAUGCAGCUAUGACAGACAUUGGUGAAGAGUCGUGAUAUUUUGGGGGAGAACUCUAAAAUUUGGCUGGCUCUUCAGAUCUUGUUAUUCUGGAUUGUAUCUUCCACUCUGACUGACUAGUAGUACGUAAUGCAGCAAAGGGUGUUUUUUGUUUGUUUGUUUGUUUGUUUUUGCCUAGCUGGUUAAAAACUACCUUAAAUUUCUUGUGUCUGGAUGUCUGAUUAAUGUUCCACUAUUGGGUUUUAUUGUGGGGAAGUGACUCUUUCUUUAAUGGGGAACUUGCUUCUUUGCAGUGUUCUGUUGGAUUUCUAAACAAACAUUCUGAGAACAAUCACCCACUUCCUUGGGAACUAGGAGCCCAGACUGCUGCUUUAAAUAGUCCUUCCCAAUCAACACAAAAAAUCCUUCAUAUGUUUGUCCACUUCUUUCCGAUAGCUGAACUAAGGAUAAAGAAUGCAGGAUGAUUUCUGAGCACUUACACAGUAGAAGUUGUUAUUACAGUUACCUCAGUAUUAUUUGUACUUUUCUUUGCAUCUUUGUCAAACUGUACAGAAUUUAGCAUACUUUAAAGCAAGUACUUGUCUUAACCCUUUCAAGCCCUAAACAGCUCAGAGCCAAGUUCUGUGAAGGAUUGCCUCCUCCCAUAUAUUUCUACUCCAACCUUGAUGUCAUUGUCUGAGUGCCAUUGUCCAGUGAGAUCCAAUGGGUGGCUACAGGAAAGAGAGACUUCUCUAUGACUGCACCCCACUUGUGGAACACCUUCCCUAGAGAGGGUUCCCUGGUGCCUACUUGUACUCUACCAGGCUUUUUAGGGCCCCUAUAGGAAAAUUUUAAUGGUUUGAGGUUUUGGGUUUUUAAAGGAUUAAGACCUGACAGACUUUGAUUUUAUUGCUUAAUCUUUGUUAUGUUUUUCAUACUGUAAUUAUGGCCAUAGCUAGACCUAAGGUUUAUCCCUGGAUCGUCCAGGGGUCAAACCUGUUCAUCAAGGUGACACACAGGGGAUCCAGUGCUCAGGCAGGGGCGAACCUUGAUUGAUCCCAGGAUAAACCUUAGGUCUAGCUGUGGCCUAUAUUUUUUUAUUGUUCAUACUGUGUUUUUUUUAACAACCUUUUAUGUACUGCACCCAGACAAUUUCAGUUCUGGGGCAUUUUAGACAUACCAUAAAUA
Elgaria multicarinata webbii is the source of this 5177-nucleotide messenger RNA. It is a transcript of the gene IFNAR2, whose product is annotated as interferon alpha and beta receptor subunit 2. Gene Ontology annotation, cellular component: plasma membrane. Gene Ontology annotation, biological process: cytokine-mediated signaling pathway. The transcript has 11 exons. Gene Ontology annotation, molecular function: interleukin-22 receptor activity; protein binding. Lineage: Eukaryota; Metazoa; Chordata; Lepidosauria; Squamata; Anguidae. The record is from RefSeq and is a predicted model, not a curated record.